AGCACAGCACAAGAGCAUUCGGGUUUUUAUUCCCAGUGAUAAUGAAUACUAUUAAAGCUGUUAAAAAUGCAAUAGUCUGUCUCGUCUUGCUGCCCCGUUUUCUGAUGGCAGCUGUCAUGUUUUGGCUGCUUGACUUUUUAUGCAUAAGGAAAAGGGUUUUCUUCAGGAUGAAGGAGCAGGAGGGCGAUGCCAUCGAUCCUCCGCUGUGCAUAUCGGACUCCAAUCGUCUCUUCAGCCUGGAGUCCCUCAAGGCAGUGUGGCACGGCCAUAAACUGGACUUUCUGAAAGCAGCGCAUCUCGGACACGGAGCGCCCAACACCGAAGUUGUUCAGCUUGAGGAUCAGCGGCGCAGCCGCAUCCUCGAUUACGCAAACGACAAGAGACCGCUCAUCCUCAACUUUGGCAGCUGCACCUGACCACCGUUCAUGGCGCGUCUGAAGGCUUUCCAGGGAGUCGUGCAGCAGAACGCGGAUAUAGCAGACUCUGUAGUUGUGUACAUCGAGGAAGCGCACCCUUCCGACGGCUGGAUGAGCACUGACGCGCCCUAUCAGAUCCCCAAACACCGGUGUCUGGAGGACCGGCUGAACGCUGCGCAGCUGAUGCACCUGGAGGUGCCCGGCUGCCUGGUGGUGGUCGACAGCAUGGAAAACUCCUCCAACGCUGCGUACGGAGCUUAUUUCGACAGGCUUUAUAUACUGCAGGAGGGAAAGAUAGUUUACCAGGGUGGCAGAGGACCUGAAGGGUAUCGGAUCACCGAGCUCAGAGACUGGCUGGAUCAAUACAGAGAAAAGCUGGAAAAAAACAGUAAUCUAGUUAUUCAUGUGUAGAUUAAUUCUCAUGUUUUUUAGAGCUGCUACGAUGAAAAGAAAAUGCUGCAGAUUCUUUCAGUAUUAUAACUCCAGUUAGAUUUUCUCCAUCAAUAAUAGUUGAAGUGUAUUUAUUUUUGAAUCAAAGCAGUUCGUUCAGAUGUACUACAGUAGGCUUCAUGUCAUAUAGGAUCCACCCACAAACAGGUUAGUUUGUUUGGACCUCGUUUGUUCGUGAACAAAAGUAUUUUGUGUGUUAGAAGUUUUGUUUUGGUCUCCUCUCCUCCUGUAAAUGCGCCUUUAAUGAAUCAGUCGGGAUCGUGAGGUGUGCGCAUCACUGUGUUCGUCAGUAUUGUUGUGAAGUUCGGUUUUUAAACGGACUGAAUCCAGAGAACCGAGACUGAUGUUUUUCAUACUGGAGAUCAUGGUGAAGGUGCUGCUGUCUGCCCUGCAUGGCGCAACUGUUUUGUAAAUAUUGUUCCGUUUUA
Molecule: messenger RNA, 1294 nt
Organism: Chelmon rostratus (copperband butterflyfish)
Lineage: Eukaryota; Metazoa; Chordata; Actinopteri; Chaetodontiformes; Chaetodontidae
Gene: dio3a
Product: iodothyronine deiodinase 3a
Exons: 1
Molecular function (GO): thyroxine 5'-deiodinase activity
Source: RefSeq, a predicted model, not a curated record